Cataglyphis hispanica is the source of this 2816-nucleotide messenger RNA. RefSeq names its product thyroid receptor-interacting protein 6 (gene Zyx). Gene Ontology annotation, cellular component: focal adhesion; stress fiber. The record is from RefSeq and is a predicted model, not a curated record. Bases 296 to 1933 code for a protein of 545 amino acids. Gene Ontology annotation, biological process: cell-cell adhesion. The transcript is spliced from 6 exons. NCBI's taxonomy places the organism in Eukaryota, Metazoa, Arthropoda, Insecta, Hymenoptera, Formicidae.
UGUAGUAUAAUAUAUCGAGCAUAUCGUACACGCGAUGUUUGUACGGAUUCGAAGAAUCGUGAGACUCGUCAGAAAUUAAUCAAGUAAACGUGUGUCGCGAGUUGUCAAACGGGUCAGACAGGCAAGUUGCGAGGGUGUGGUGCAGAUAAAACGAGAAUUCCGGAUGUCUGAUCGGUUUGCUAAGGGAGCCCCGUUCACGCCCUAAUCGAAAGGCGAACAAGCUUGAGAAGAAAACAAAAAGAAAAAAGAAAUAUUCCUGGAAUAGCCUCUCACCAAGUACAUAUUUACCGGAAAUAUGUCAAACGUGAGUAAUCUGGAGCAGCAAAUUGCGAGCUUGCAGAUCAAUCAUGGCGAUGAAGCGCCCAAGACUAUUAAAUCUGGCAAGAAGAUCGGACCAGCGGUGCCGCCAAAGCCAAAAAAAUCUCAACCUCAGAUUCCACAAAGUUACACCGUAAAGGCUCCGCCUAUGCCAUCAUAUAGCACAGUUCUCAAUAAUACAGCUUCAAGUGACAAGACAUCAAAUUUGUACAUGAACGCACCUUCUCCAUAUGUUCCGCUGGACAUAAAGAACAACUUCUCUCAAAUGGUACCUACAAAUGGCAAAGAAACACCGAAACUUUAUCAGAACAAUGACAAUUUGUAUGCGUGUCAGCCAGAAGAGAAGUUUGAACCAAAGUACAGAUAUGAUGAGAAAAAUUAUUAUUCCAACAUUGGAAAUAUGCCGGCUCCACAGGUGCCUGUGGAUGAUCGCGCGAGCAGAGCAUCCAGAAACGCGGUGUACAGCAAUAUAGAACCACCAGUGCCUAUUCCGGUUCCUAUGUACAAAUAUCCUGGCGAGAGUGAGAAGGAUAUUAUAUAUAGUAAUAUACAAUGGAAUCCUAAAACAGAGAACACAUACUGCAAUGUUCCUCCUGCACAUAGCACUGAUGAUUUGCCGCCACCGCCAGAACCAUCAGAAUAUGUUUCUUGUAUACCUGGGAAUUCAUUUCCACCGCCACCCGAAGAAUUGCCUCCGCCACCGAGUCCGGUUUCAUCAAGUUAUAGCGAGCUGCGACGUGCCACUUAUCAAACUGAUUUUCCAUCGGGCAACUAUCCUACUGAUAUUUAUGGUCCAAGUUCUCAAUCCAGCUCGACAUAUGAAUCCAUAUACGAGCCGAUUAAUCCGAGACCACCAUCGCAAUUGUCCUGCAACUACUCAAUGUAUUCUGGUUAUGGGUCAGCUGCAUCUACUCAACCACAAGGCAAAGUGUCUCCUGUUAAAGAAGUUGAUGUUCUCACGGAUCUAUUAGUCCAAGGAAUGGCAGAUAACAAUGAAGACAGUGAUAUAUACGGCAUUUGCGCGCAAUGCGGACGCAAGGUCGAGGGAGAGGGGACUGGAUGCUCGGCGAUGGACAAAGUUUUUCAUAUAAAUUGCUUCUGUUGCUUUGUAUGCAAGGUUAAUCUACAAGGAAAACCUUUUUACUCGUUGGAAGGAAAGCCCUACUGCGAAGAAGACUAUCUCAAUACUCUGGAAAAAUGUUGCGUUUGUACUAGACCGAUAUUGGAUAGAAUAUUGAGAGCUACUGGUAAACCGUAUCAUCCUUCCUGCUUCACCUGCGUUGUUUGUGGACAAAGUCUUGAUGGUAUACCAUUUACUGUGGAUGCUACAAAUCAGAUACAUUGCAUUCAAUGUUUUCACAAGAAAUUUGCUCCACGUUGCUGUGUUUGUAAACUGCCUAUUAUGCCUGAACCUGGUCAGGACGAGACUGUGCGAGUAGUGGCGCUCGAUCGAAGUUUUCAUAUUCAGUGCUACAAGUGCGAGGAUUGUGGAUUAGUAUUAUCUUCUGAUUCGGAAGGACGAGGCUGCUAUCCCCUGGAUGAUCAUGUUCUCUGUAAAAGUUGCAACGCUACUCGCGUUCAAGCUUUAACAUCUCAUAUGACGACUGAAUUAUAAAUUAUAUAGUCGCGAUAUGAGCCUACAUAAUUUAAACUCCUGAAAUAUGAAAGAAAUAUUAAAUCAAGUAUUAUUGUGAUUAAUUGCAAAAGCGAUAUAAGAUACCAUUUACUAUGAUAUUAUAGACUUUUUCAUGCAUAUGGUUUCAUACUGUUAUUCGCAGUAUCUCAUAUAUUUGGAACAAUAUUUUCUAUUCAUUAUAUUAGCAAAGGACCAUUUUUUACAAUACUAUAGCUAUUAGCUAGACUACAAAAAUUAUACUGUCCAAAAUUAUAUUAUCCUGUUUGGAUACUUUUAUCAUUUUUAUCAUACGACAAAAAAAAAAAAAAAUUAAGCUUUAUAUUCGAUUUAUCUCAACAUGAAUCUGAAUAUGAUCGAUACGCGAGAAAUCCGCCACACUGCCAUGAUGAAAGCAUUUACAGUAUAUGUUACAGAAUGACAGAUGUAUAUCAUCGAUGAAUUAGUAGAUAAACUUCGACGUCCGAAGUAAUUUUCCUGCAGAUGUGAUUAUUAUUGUGAUUCUAGUAAAGUAUUCGAUGUAUCGUAAAGUAUUUAACAUGUAGUUUGUCGUUGACAGGUAUACCGCUUCGAUUCAUAUAUUUAGAAAUAAAUUUGGAAAGUAGAGCAUUAUAUUAUUGACAAUAUCGAUAUAUGUCGGUGGAGAAGCGUGCCAUUUCUUUUUUAACGUAGCUAUUAAAACGGAUUCUUUUAUGAUUACAAAAAAAAGAAGAAAAGGACAGAAGCUCAAUCGUGUCUUAAACAUUUUGCGAUAUAAUUAGUCUUCGAAUUUCUUCGCAUGGGUAAGAUUACAUCAAGAGGAGACUUAUAUGAUCUUUGUAUUAUAGUAUCAAUAAAAAUACAGUUUGUUAUUUAUGGCCAAAAA